Messenger RNA from Linnemannia hyalina, 912 nucleotides. Lineage: Eukaryota; Fungi; Mortierellomycota; Mortierellomycetes; Mortierellales; Mortierellaceae. The record is from the annotation of a GenBank genome assembly.
AUGGUGUGGCCAUUCAGCUCGUCAUCUUCCAGCAAGUCCAAUGACAAAGCCGAUGCCUCAGCAGCAGCCGUAGCCUCGGCACAAGGUAUCCUCGAGCACGCCGGUGAGGACGCAAAGGCGUUCGUCGCCUCCACAAAACAACACCUCGAACGCGAUAUCCAAACCGCAGAACGUGCCAUUAAAACCGCAUCCGAGGACUUUGACCUGCCACCAUUACCACCAGCACCCAUCACCAUCCCCCCUUCACUCGAACCCUACCUGAUUGCAUCCGCCGUCUUUGGAGUCGCUACGACGGCAGUUCUGUUUUAUAAAAAGAAUCUUCGCAGGAUCCCCUCGGCCGCUUAUUUAACUCCCAACAUGUUGAAGGGGAAACGGAUCAUGAAAGGAAGAGUCACCAGUGUGGGCGACUCGGACAAUUUCCGGUUCUAUCAUACCCCGGGUGGUAUUUGGGCUGGGUGGGGGUGGUUGAGACAUGUUCCCUCAGGCACCAAAGCUCUCAAGGAUCAGACAUUGCAUAUCCGUAUUGCAGGAGUUGAUGCCCCUGAGGGAGCACAUUUCGGGAUGCCGUCACAACCCUUCUCAGCCGAGUCGUUGGCAUGGCUCCGGAAAGAACUGCUAGGCAAGAAAGUUACUAUCCAACCUUACUCCAAAGAUCGAUACGGGCGUGUCGUCUCGAUGGCAUGGUACCCAAGAUCGCUGCCAUUCCUCCCCAAGAAGAACGUCAGCAAGGAAAUCCUUAAGGCCGGAUACGGAGAGAUCUAUCGACAGUCCGGAUCAGAACACGGAGGAAUCCUCAAAGAAUUAGAAAAGAUCGAGAAGAAAGCCAAGAAAAACAAGGUCGGGAUCUGGUCGCAAAAAGAUAGGGUUAGCGCCGCAGACCACAAGAAACAGCAUCUUCGUGGAGGAGAAUAG